Messenger RNA from Lactuca sativa (garden lettuce), 650 nucleotides. RefSeq names its product Pleckstrin homology (PH) domain superfamily protein. The record is from RefSeq and is a predicted model, not a curated record. Lineage: Eukaryota; Viridiplantae; Streptophyta; Magnoliopsida; Asterales; Asteraceae.
UCUGACUCACGAAACUCUGUUUUCAUCAUCACACUCACCCGACGCCAGACACCACCACCACGAUCUCUUGAUGGCCAGCCUAUGGCGAGCGGUGAUGGGCGAUUCGCCACCCAACGUCGAUGAUUACGACGGCGUCGAGUACUGGUCAAACCCCGAGCGAACCGGCUGGCUCACCAAGCAAGGCGAGUACAUCAAGACCUGGCGCCGCCGUUGGUUCGUUUUGAAACAAGGCAAACUCUUCUGGUUCAAGGAGGGCAUCGUAACCCGCGGAUCACGUCCCCGUGGCGUCGUGCCAGUCGCCACCUGCCUCACAGUCAAAGGAGCCGAAGAUGUCCUCAACAAGCAGUUCGCUUUCGAGCUAUCUACCCGAUCCGAUACUAUGUACUUCAUCGCCGAUUCUGAAAAGGAGAAGGAGGAUUGGAUCAAUUCAAUUGGACGCUCAAUUGUUCAGCACUCGAGGUCUGUUACUGAUAACGAGAUCGUUGAUUAUGAUAGCAACAGAUAAUUUUAUUAAAUCACUGCUUUUCUGAAAUUUACAUGUAAAAUUAGGUAUGAUGCUCUUUCAUCCUUUAUGUUUAUGCUUCCUUUGUUUGAGUAUGAAUCAAAUUAUUGUCUCUCCAGUUUGGUAAUUAUAAAUUUAACGAUUUCAA